This is a messenger RNA of Drosophila eugracilis, 2358 nucleotides long. It is a transcript of the gene Alp12, whose product is annotated as alkaline phosphatase. NCBI's taxonomy places the organism in Eukaryota, Metazoa, Arthropoda, Insecta, Diptera, Drosophilidae. The record is from RefSeq and is a predicted model, not a curated record. Gene Ontology annotation, biological process: dephosphorylation. Gene Ontology annotation, molecular function: alkaline phosphatase activity.
GCGGCCUGCUGUAGAGCAUUUCGACCGCAAGUGGGAGGCACAAGGAAAGAAAACCAAAGUGGACAAAAAAAUUGUCGCCCAUUUGGAGCUUUCCUUUGGGUGUGUAAACAGUGGGCCAGUUGCCAAACAAACAAUAACAAUUUCAUUUGUUGUGAAAAAAUAUAAAAACUCUGUAUAAAGAUUAGGCCGAUCUAGACGUGAAUUAUAAAUGGAAAAGAGAAGUGAAACGCCGAUAAAAAGUACAAAGUUUCGAAAGUUAAGCGAUGCCGACAUGACGGAGGUUCAGCUGAAUACUUUGACGGACUCCAGUGCAAAGGAUAAUAUCGAAGUCGGUAGCUCCCAGGGAAAUGAUGACUCCAGAUUCAAUGGAAAUAAUCCCGUACAACAUUCGAAAUGGUUCAGAUCCAGACUUUUUAUCAUAUCUAUCGUUUUCUCAGCCCUAUUGAUAACAGCCAUGUGUAUUGGUUUUGUAGUGCACCGUGGAAUGUCCGGCGAUGUUGGCGACAUGGACACGGUUACCUAUUGGCCAGUAAAAUUGCCCAAGGAGCAGCAGGAGUGGUAUGAUCAAGGAAUAGAUGAGCUAAAGAAGGCCGUUUCAAGAGAAUUCAAUCGUCGUCGAGCCAAGAACGUAAUAUUAUUUGUGGGCGACGGAAUGGGACCGAAUACGGUGACAGCAGCGCGUAUCUAUGGAUUCAAGGAAGAAGGACUCCUCAGAUGGGAACACUUUCCGGACAUGGGACUACUGAAGACCUACUGUGCCGAUAAGCAAGUUCCGGACUCCUUCUCCACGGCUACGGCUCUUUUUGGCGGAGUCAAAGUUAACUAUGAAACUGGCGGAGUUGACUCUAAUGUACCGCUGGGAAACUGUGCCGCCUCAUUGCAGGAGGAUCACCAUGUUCAGACAAUCCUUAAGUGGGCUCAAGAAGACGGCAUGCGAACGGGUUUUGUGACCACAACACGGGUAACUCAUGCCACCCCAGCUGCCCUCUAUGCCCAUGUUCCGGAUCGUCGUUGGGAAUGUGAAUCGGGAAUGCCUGCAGAUGCCCACGAUCAGGGUUGUAUGGAUAUAGCGCGACAGCUGAUCGAGCAACCCACCGGUCAAAGAAUUAAUGUAAUCAUGGGUGGUGGUCGCCAGAUGCUGGUAUCUAAUGUCACCGAUUCACCAACUGAUCCCCUAGAUACUUGGGCCGGGAAAUCGAUGGAUGGACGAAAUCUCAUUCAAGAUUGGCAGCGUAAGAAAGAGGACGAGGGCGUAUCACAUGCAGUAAUCCAGAAUAAUCAUGAACUAUGGAAUCUCAAUGCACAGGAUGUUGACUAUCUACUGGGCAUAUUCGCCAACGGACACCUUAUGUACGACCAUGAGCGAGAUCCAAGUGAAUCCGGAAUGCCUUCACUAUCUAAUAUGACCCUUAAAGCACUCGAAGUUCUGGGAAAUAGCGAUAAAGGAUUUUUACUGGUGGUGGAAGCUGGUUUAAUCGAUCAAGCCCAUCACCGGGGAAAGGCUCGAAAGGCACUUCACGAAGUUCUCGAACUAAAUAAGGCUGUAGAGUCAACGCUUUCUUUUCUUAAAUCGUCAGAUCGUUUGGAAGAAACCCUGGUUAUAGUAACCGCCGAUCAUUCUCAUAGUCUGACAAUAAAUGGACACCCAGAACGGGGAUCCAGUAUACUGGGCUUCGCAGGAAAUUCAAAGACAGAACAGACGCCCUACACCACGCUGACGUAUGGCACCAGCUAUCAGGGAUUUCAGGUGGAUCCCAACACUCAGAACCGCAGAGAUCCAACAGACGACAAUGUAACAGAUUGGGAAUACACGCAACAGGCUGCGAUAAACACGGAUGAAAAUCUUCACGGUGGGUCGGAUGUUACGAUUCACGCUGAUGGUGCCAUGUCCUAUCUAUUCCACGGAGUCCAUGAACAGAGCUAUGUAGCACACGCGAUAUCCUACGCUUUGAGAAUCGGACGCUUCCGUGAUAGUUCCAUUGCCGAAACUCUAGCUGAAUUUACGCCUAUAUAGAAAAAUACCCUCAGAAAUAUUUAUAAGGAAUUUAACCUUGCCAAGCUUACAAAAUAUAUUAAUAAAACUAGAACAGGACUUUAGAAUAAGAAAUGGUUUACUGAAAUGCAGGAGAAGCUAAUACCUGAUUUAUAAAGGAACAAAUGUUAAUGUUGAAGGUUUUAAGAAAUAAGUUCGUUGAGUGAAUACUUUUUACUAAAUUAAUACUUCAGUAUGUUUUUAAAAAAUAUUUCCUAAGAAAAUGAGUUAUCUUAACAGUCAAUAUGAAGAUUUGUUUAGAAGUUAAUUGUACGUCAAAGGCUUGUGUCAGUAAAAAUAAACUUGAUUACAGUGUUUUCAUUAAA